Molecule: messenger RNA, 7242 nt
Organism: Anopheles gambiae (African malaria mosquito)
Lineage: Eukaryota; Metazoa; Arthropoda; Insecta; Diptera; Culicidae
Exons: 12
Coding region: 2733-7067 (1444 amino acids)
Source: RefSeq, a predicted model, not a curated record
ACAUUUGAGCAUCCUUUUCAUAAAGCGCUACCAGCAUAGCUGUUUCUUUGUUUCAAUGCCUUGUGUGCCGUUUCUUUGUUUUUGUUUACGUUUGCGUUUUUCGUGCGAGUGUGUGCGUCCCAGAGAAAAGCAAAACACUGAGGGGGAAUAUACAUUCCUCCACGCAUAAACACAUCACGCCACCGCGGGAGGGUGAAAGAGAUAAACGUAGCUAUCCUUACAGCAUCAAUGGUUGGUUGGUACACGCCACUGCUCCUUUGAUGCUGACGUCAUGGCGCAUGUCCCAGUUUCAAGGAUACACCAGCGGUGCGGUCUUUGACCCCUCUCCUUCCACACACGCCGAACUGCGUUUCGGCGUUGUGGCGGUUGUGGCACGCUUUACCCCUGCCCAAGGAACGCGUGUGUGUCCUUGGGCUUGGUUUUUUGGGCGAGUGAGCCAGUAUGCCAUCAGCUCCUUAGCUUUCGCUCUGCCGUGCAAUGGAAAAUCUGGAUAGCACAAGGGAGUGCUAUUUUUGUUGGGCUCUGUUUCCGUUUUCCGGGUGGGUUAUUACACUGACUGUAUCGUAGCAGAAACUGUUGUGGCGUAACUGCGUUUGUAAAAUAUUCUAAACGGCGUCGUAUCUUAUCUGGAAUGAGAAAAGGAAUUCUUUAGGGUAAAUUGCGUAACAGCGUGCUAUUUACGUGCAGCGCAGUGCCAUUGCCUGUGUACGAUGUGAGGCGUUGUUUUGGUCAUGCUUCCGUCACGUGAUAUUGGUGACUCUAGCGGCUAGAAUUGUUCUUACGCGUAGGGGAACUGUAAUAGUUAGAUUUAAGUGUAGUAUCUAGUUCUAUGAAAUCUAGCAACCGAUAAACUAUUCAAAAUAUACCUUACAGUGAUGUUCUUUGCAAAAACAGGAGUAGUUUAAAAGGAUGGUUAGAGAGCAGGAAACAUUAGAAGUAUAAAGAUGUUGAAGAUUAAUUGCAAAGAUUGAUCGUUUUUCGAAAUGUGUCUCUUUGACUCAGGGCGAGUCAUCGGCAAGUCACUUGCAAUUGUGACGUCUCCUUUAGCAAUGUUUUAAAGUUUAAUUUGCAUAUUAAUAACAAGGGGAUCAAUGCUACCAGAGGUUCCUACGCUGAAGGUUCUGAAUACAUUUAAUUAUAUGUCCCUAAAACGGUUGUGGGUUUUACACGAUUCAGUGAUAAGGAUUCAUUGCGAUUCAGUGGUAAGGAUUCAAUUCAUAGUUACUAUCGGUAUACUAAUCCUGCAUAUGUCCAAGAAUGAAGCAUUCAAAUGAUUUUCUUAUUCUAUUCCAUUAAGAUAUUGACAGUUCUUAUUGUAAUAAAUUUAGAUCAUCCUUGAGCAUUGGCAUCCAAACACGCGAAAUAAUUAUCACUAUUUGCUUUGUUGGGGUGUAAUAAUGCAGAAAUUAAAGGUAAUCUUCGUCAUAAUCUUUAUUUGUUACUGUUGUCGCCUUUUAUCACCCUAUAGUUUAGGAGCAAAUUCCCAGAAAGUCAAACAAAAGGCAAGAAUUCGCAGGAAAACAACAAGAAAAUAGCGCAGUUUGCACAUUCUACGAAUAGUUUAUUAGUUCCUACGAAAUGAGUAAGAAGUCACAUCUUCCCGCACAGAGCAAUUCACAUCACAACAUCACACUCAUCCCUUAUAUUUAUGGCUAGAAAACACACCGUGCAGCCAAUUUUGAUCGCUGGCCGAGAAAACAACCCUUCUGGCAGAUGGGAUGAUGUGCCAAGGUAGUGCCACAAAAAAAAGAAAAAGAAGAAAACAAAAAAAACUCAUCCAUUCCUCUUGUUGCGCUGACGUUUGUCCUUUUUGUUUCGCGAUAUACUACAUGUUUUUGAUUGGGUAGAAGGGAGAGAGCAAUGUUUGUCGUAUUGGAAAUCCCCUUAACCCAUAACCUACAUUCCGAGGUGUUCCGAGCACUCGAUGGUUUGAUGUUUCAUUCACAGCGAAAUUGCAAAAUGGAACGAAACCGUUACCGUAAUAUCGUUCGAUUUUGUAGUUUUGUGGUGCAAACGAAAAACAAAACAAAAAAUCGUACUUAAAAACACACUACAGCAGUGCUACCGUACACGAUUAGUCGCACAAAUCACUGUGUCACGACACACUUGCAUGGUGCAUCGACUGCGCUUCCUGGCCGUGCGAAAGCGAUCGCACUGCCACGAGUGUUGUGUGCACUUCACGGCAGUUGCAUUCGGGUGAAUGCUAUUUUUAGCACCACCAGGCGACACAUGGGUGCCCACUUCCGAGACUGCACACAGGCACAGGCGUGAAACACGCCGAGAGAGCACAGCAGGCCGAAAGACAUCACAGUUUGUGUGCUGGUUAUGAUGUUUUUUUGCUGCGCUGUUUGUUGAAGCGAACCCACGGCAAGCAUAUUUAUGCGCUCGGCUCAACCAGCCCUCGACGACCAAUAACGACAAACUUUCGCUGCUUCCUUUCCACACUCGAGAGACGGAACACGCGAGCCCACGGUAAACGUCGCCGUCGCCGUGGUCGUCGUCUACGGGCGCGAUGGUGGUGCAAAAGGGAAUGCCAGUUUCAAGGCCAGGGUUAGCCCCGGUGCUUCGGAGAGCAUGCGGAUGUGCGGCGGUUGUACAUCACACGCUGUACAACAGCAGCAAAAAGUGAAUCUCGCUGUAGAUGCUGCCGUGAUCGUGCCGCGAUCUUGGCAGCGAAAGUGCUCUGGCUCGGUGAAGUGAAAACGAAACGCCAAGCCUGCCGGUUUUGCAACAUGGAACCGGCCAAGACGGUAGACGAAGUGGUUUAUGCCGACUAUGCGUCAUCGGGCCGUUCGCUGCAGUUUUUAGAAGAUUACAUAAACAAAGAAGUGUUACCGGCGUUUGGUGAUAUCAGCUGCAUAUCGGCCGUCACGGGAUUGCAGUCACAGUUAUAUGACAAUGAAGCACGGGACCUGGUGCGUGCCGCAGUCGGUGCCAAUGGAGACGAUGAGAUCAUUUUCUGUGAUAAUCCCGCCGAACGUUUGUGCUACCUGCUGUCCAACCCGAACGUGUGCGACCUCAGCCAGUCUCAGUUCAACAACAACUCUCACAGUGCCAUCAGUGCCAACGUAUCGCUCAGCGCGCUGCACCAACAGUCGCUCCAGCUCGGCACUUCCAUCCGGCACAACAGCUUCUCCAACACGUCCGCCCUCUCGGACAGCGUGGUCGACAUUACUCAGCUCCCGUCGGCGGCCCCGCCAAUCCUGUUCGUGAGCACCUCGGAACCGGUAUCCAACCUGCGCUCGUGGAUCGAUGCCGGCUGGCAGAUCGAGCGGAUACUGAAAAAUCACGAAGGCUUCCUGGACCUGGUCGACCUGGAGAAGCGCCUGCAGCACUUCUCCGAGGCGCGGCGCAAGAUGGUCGGCCUGUUCUCCGGUGCGUCCCGGCUCACCGGCAUCCUGGCGGACGACGUGGCCACCACGAUUCUGCUGCACCAGUACGAUGCGCUCUCCAUCUGGGACCACUCAAUGGCCGCGUCCUGUGCACCGAUCUGCACCAACCCGAUCCUACCCGGAGCCCAGAAGGACGCCAUCUUUUUCCACUGCAACCGGCUGGUCGGUGGUGUGCAGGCGCCGGGCGUACUAGUCAUUAAGCGUAGACUAAUCGAACACAGUACCUCCUUUAUGACCGACUCGGUCGGGGUCGUCGGUGCCGUCCGGGCCGGGCUCGUGCUGCAGCUGAAGGAGUCGCUCGGAUCGCAGGCGAUCAUGGGCCGGAUGGAGAAGACGUGCAAGCAGAUGCUGGCCCACGUGCGCACCAUUCCGGAGAUAGUGCUGCUCGGGCCACCGUGCACCACGGCCAAGCGGCUCACGACGCUCUGCUUCAUGGUGCGCCAUCCGCGCGGUGCCUUCCUGCACCACCGGUUCGUGGUGGCGGUGCUGAACGAUGUGUUCGGCAUACAGGCGACGGCCGACAACAUGAUGAGCGACUCGCUCGGCAUCAACCCGCAGCUGAUGGUGGAGUACGAGAAGCUGCUGCACGACGAGUCGCUCAAGGCGGGCUGUCUGCAUCCCGGCUACACGCGCAUCACCUUCCCGUUCUUCAUGCCGGAGGCGGAGGUCGCGUUCAUACUGGAGGCGCUCAAGAUGGUCGCGACCGAGGCGUGGAAGCUGCUACCUCAGUACGAGGUGGACGCACGGUCCGGCGAAUGGCGGCACCACUCGAACUCGCUGGCCAAGGAACGCAAAUGGCUGGGCGCGAUCCGCUACAUCGAUGGCAAAAUGCUGUUCUCCGAUCGGCGCAUCUCCGGCCCGGGCACGUUCCCGCAGAACUACUCCGACUGCCUGCAGACGGCGCGGAAUCUGUUCAACCGGGCGCGCAAAAUGGCCCAGCGGUCCACGACGGAUGAGAUCGUGCUGAAGUUGUCGCACGCGGCGAUGGAGCAUCUACGCUGGUACAUGCUGUCGGGCGAGGCUCACGAGCUGCUGCUGGGCCAUUCACACAGUGUCAAAAAUUGCGUACCGUUCGAUCCUACCAGAAUACCUGAAAACUCGUCGCUGAUGUUGAUCCAUCGACACCACAGCCUGUCGGCGCUGGACAUUAAGCGAUUCAAGAGCCGUAGUUUACCGGCCUCGCCGCUGCAGAUAUCGAACCGCCGGCAGAACUCCUCAUCCUCAUCCCCGUACCAAUCGCACAGCCCCACACCGACCUCGUCGCCGCCGAUGGUAAGAUUCUCGGUCGGCGGUGAGGUGACGCCCAUGCUGAACGUCACCUCGUUGGCAUCCGGGCACGUGAGCAGCACUUCCGCCGCCGGUAUCACCGUCGGUCCCGGUGGACCAAUUGGGCGUGACAUGAACGUGAGCCGAAACAGAUGUCACAGCUGGGGAGCCGCCAGCUAUCGUACACACAUCGGCGGCACCGGCCUUACUGCACGGGAUGUGGACGUAAGCGAAGCACAGAGCACCGAUACCCAUGACUUCAGCGAUGGCAGUUCGGUCACCACGCUGCAGGCACUGGGGCCACAUACGCGCGCCAGCCUGGGGCUAGAACCGCACCAUCACCAAGCGCGAUCGUACCAAACGCAACAGUCAAUGCCGGCGGCUCCGUCCCAGCAGCAGCAACAGCAGCGCCCCCAGCUACGCCGUCCCCUGUCCAUGAUGGGGACAGGCGGUGCCAGCGCACCGAUACCGAUACUGCCCCCGUCCGGUCGGCUCCCCAAACAGCGGUCCUGCUCGUGCAGCAGCCAGACGGACGCCGUUAGCCUGACGCAGCGCAACGAUAGCCCACCGCAUCCGGGGACAGCGUCGCCGACACCGAGCCUUCCGAAUCUGCGCUCGCUCAUGGGAAGUAGCUGCAGCGAAAGCACGGAAGACAUUCAGGCGUACGUGAAGGAGAUGACGAAGGAGCUGGCCACCGAGAUCAAGUCCGAGAUACGGGAGGUCAUUAGCAAGGUGGAGGAUGUGCUCGAAAGCACCGACAGCAUCGAGAUGAGCAGCUUGGUCAACUUCAACUCCCUCGGACCGCAGAGCCAUCCUGCACCGGCGGACAGCAAGCGCGAUUCCAUCUGCACCAGCGACGUGGUGGACUAUCUGCGCGAGUUCAGCAAGGAGAUGACGAACGAGGUGAAGUCCGAGAUACGGGACGUCGUGAAUGCGGUCGAUGGGAUUAUCUCGCCCGAAGGAUUUCUCGGUGCGCGCAAAAACUCACCCCCGGACAUAGUGCGCAGCAGCAACGGUGGCACAGCAGCAGCAGCAGCAGGUGGAACGUCCAACGCAGCCAGUGUCGGCGGAGCGGCACCACACAAACUCUUGAUCAAACAACGGUACAGCGAUAUUACGCCGGACGCCAAACUCCAUCGGCCCCGGUCGGCCGACCACGACAACAGCAAGCACCGGUCGGAAUCGUUCCCGCGGCCCAGUUCGGCCGCCAGCCCGGACUACAUGAUGGGACCGUUGCACGGUGCGGCCGGACCGAUCGCCGCCUGCAAGAGUUUCGAUCCACGGUCCACCAUGUCGUCGCAGGACUCCGGCAUCAAUAUGAACUUUUGCGACGCGCCGGACGAUAGUGCCGGGGGACGGGUACGGGCGACGGGCCGGACGGUUGGCCACGACAGUAGAAUACGCACCGUCUCCGCCGAUGUGGACAACACGACACACAAGCCAGCAAUUCCACCGCGACGGCUCAUAUCGGAACCGUCCGGUGGAUCGAUCGUUGAAACCUCUCCCAAUACGGACACGGCCAGUCCAAACGAUCGACAUCCGCCCGGUCCGGCCGAUGCUACUACGGGCAAAAGUCCCCUAACCCGCCAGCAGCACGUCCUCAACCGUACACCUUCGGGGGAGACCGUCGUCGGGCACGUGACGCCUGGGACGACCGGUGGCGUCCAGUGGCACCAGAUGCCGAAGGAAGUCUGGAAGCAGGCAGCCGAGGCACUGGACGAGUAUCGAAUGCUGCAGGAGGGCGAUCGCGUCCUGGUGUGCCUGUCGGGCAGUAGCUCCACCCUCUGCCUGCUGCAUCUGUUGCGUCAGUUUUGUCAAACCCGCCGGCUGAAGGUGCAGCUGGCCGCCGUCACCGUUGGCAGCGCGGACAGUGGAGUGGAUCCGCGCGCGCUAAUGUUGUACCUGAAGGAGCUCGAUGUGCCGUACUUUUAUGAGCCGCUAGCUUCACACGAAUCACUUACCGAUCAGCUGAUGCACCACGCUCGCCACCGGCAGUACAACGUGCUCGCUAUGGCCAGCACACUCGACAAGCUGGCCGAUCGGUUCCUCACCUCGCUGCUCCACCGGGGUGAGCUGUGUGCGCUGCCGGCGGUGCAGCGCUCGGAGGAUGUGUCGAAAUCGCACCCGGAAGGAGCGGUGCGCAUCAUUCGGCCGCUGUUGUUUUUGCGCGAGAAAACGUUCGAACAGUUUGCGGCCGCCCACGGCCUACCGUGUCGAAGGACCACGGAACGCUCGGGCUCGAACACUGGCGACCGUUCGCUCGGCGAGCUGCUGCAGCAGCAAGAGCAGCUCAAUCCGCUCGUUUAUCAAAACAUUCGCAAUGCGCUACGGCCUAUCCUUUCGCUCCGAACCGAAGCAUCCAAGUCGGCGUACGAAAUGCUGCGAUCGUCCUUAAAUACGCGCGAGUAGUAGUAAUAGUAGCAGUAAUAGUAGUAGAUGCGCACCGUGAUGGGCGAGCUUGUAAAUAAGUAGGAAGAGAACAGGGAAUAUCACUAAUUUAUGCAGGACCAAGUCACUGUUAUGUUACAAUUGUAUGUGUAAUGUGCGAAAUAAAAACAGACAACCAGACUACUCGAACAAGAAA